This is a messenger RNA of Vitis vinifera (wine grape), 962 nucleotides long. Its product is annotated as early nodulin-93. Bases 365 to 742 code for a protein of 125 amino acids. Lineage: Eukaryota; Viridiplantae; Streptophyta; Magnoliopsida; Vitales; Vitaceae. The transcript is spliced from 3 exons. The record is from RefSeq and is a predicted model, not a curated record.
GAAAUUUUGCCUUUUUCAAAAAAAUAGUAAACACAUUUUCUUUUUGAAUUAUGUGUCACUGACUUUGUUUUGUUUCCUCUUUUACCAGAGAAUGCCCAUUGUUUUCUGCCUUGUUACCAUUCAAUCUACAGUUGCCUUAAAUCAAUCGAGUAGUGAAAAGAAAUGGGAGCUAAAACAAGUGUCUGAGACGUUGGAAUCCAGCUGAAAACCAUCAAAGUUUCUGCCCAACAAAGCACCUGAGUCUCAUCUCUCUCACCAAAUCCUUUCAAAGUGCCCUUAUAUAUACCAAGCACUCCCCCAAAGCUUCUCCAUUACUUUCCCUCUCUGCAACUCCUUCAACUUUGUGGUGUUAUCUUGUGCAAUUAUGGCAAAGAAUGUGGCUGGGUCUCCCCUUGAGAGAAAUGGGUUGGCCUCAUUUGACCAAAAGCUGGCCAUGGCCAAGCGCUGCUCUCAUGAGGGCGUAGUUGCAGGAGCUAAGGCUGCAGUUGUUGCCAGCAUUGCCACUGCCAUACCCACUAUGGCUAGCGCAAGAUGGCUGCCCUGGGCAAAGGCCAAUCUCAAUCACACUGCCCAAGCUCUCAUCAUCUCUACAGGUUGGUUUACAUUUUUAUCAUUUUUUGUAUGCCUCAUAGUUACAAAACAAAAGAUCAAAAUAAAUAAGAAUAAGAUACGAAAAAUGAAACCUAAGAAUAUAUACGAUAACACGUGCAUUUUGAUAGUGACAAUAUUACUAAGACUUUAAUUGAAUGACAGUGGCAGGAGCGGCCUAUUUCAUAGUUGCGGACAAGACAGUGUUGGCGUCGGCUCGCCGCAACUCCCUCAAGAAACCCUGCUUCUCCGACGUAUGAAUUUGAAUAUCUAGUAUUGAUGUAAACCCAGCUCUCUAUAAUCCAUGAGCAAACCUGUUAUGUAAAUUUACCAUCUUCUAAGUACUAAAUAAACGUGUGUUUCUGUUCUAAGCA